Messenger RNA from Musca domestica (house fly), 666 nucleotides. RefSeq names its product prefoldin subunit 1 (gene Pfdn1). Gene Ontology annotation, biological process: protein folding. Lineage: Eukaryota; Metazoa; Arthropoda; Insecta; Diptera; Muscidae. The record is from RefSeq and is a predicted model, not a curated record. Gene Ontology annotation, molecular function: protein folding chaperone. Bases 127 to 504 code for a protein of 125 amino acids. Gene Ontology annotation, cellular component: cytoplasm; prefoldin complex. The transcript is spliced from 4 exons.
ACAAAAGCACGUUUACCAACACUGUUUUUGGACAUGCUCCCUGCUGUCAAAUAAUUUUUGACAUAUUACAGAAAAAAAAUCUCAUUGGUCUUGGUCUUUAGGUAAAGAACUCACAAAUACAACAAAAUGGAGCAAAUGGAUAUGGAAUUGAAAAAAGCAUUCACCGAAAUGCAAAUCAAUAAAAUCGAAACGACCAAAAAAAUCAACAUGAUCGAUAUGAAGUGUGAUAUGGUCAAGACCGGCAAACAAAAAUACCAGCUGACAGAGAAGGGUACCAGUGAUUUGACCGAUGACACAAGAGUAUAUUUGUCGGUGGGCCGCAUGUUUGUCUUGACCAAUGUCACAGAUAUGCGCGGUGAUCUCAAAGCCAAACAGGAUAAAUGCGACAAAGCCAUCGAUUUGCUGAGCAAAAAGAAGGAAUUCUUGUUGAAAUCAUUAAAGGAUCAAGAGGAUGGCCUCCGUGAAUUGGUACAACAACGCAAAGAAGCCGAAGCAGCCAAAUAGAUAUACGAUUAUAAUCAGCCCUCAUUUGCAUUGUCUUGAAAUAAAAACACAAUUUUUUGCAUUUAGCUUUAAUAACAAAACAAUGAACAACAAACAAGAUAAAUGUUAAACAUACACACACAAAAAGUAUCCAUUAAAUUAUUUACUAACAAUAAGAGAGAA